Xylona heveae TC161 is the source of this 426-nucleotide messenger RNA. RefSeq lists its product as hypothetical. The transcript has 4 exons. The record is from RefSeq and is a predicted model, not a curated record. Bases 1 to 426 code for a protein of 141 amino acids. Lineage: Eukaryota; Fungi; Ascomycota; Xylonomycetes; Xylonales; Xylonaceae.
AUGGCUGAUGAAAUUAUCCAAGCUGGCGUCGAUGAGAGCACCAUCUCUCCUAUCGAGCGGCGCAACUCGCUCGAGAAGCACCUCCAGCAUCGGCCAGAUGCGCAGGAGCUCAAAGAGAGACACAUCCUGUUGGAUACUUCUGCUGCUCCGGCAUUGCAAUCUGCCGCUCAUGACCUCGAACGUCAUCGCGCAAUCGACAAUUUGAGAAAGAAUUUGGAGAGGCGGCCUGAUCGUGAAGAGCUUAUCGAGAAGAAUAUUCUCCCUGCCUCAAAUGCGGCGCCCGCUCUUCAAGCUCAUCAGAAAGAGCUCGAGAAACACAUGCGUGCAGAUAGCUUGGAGCACAAGAUCCAGCAAAGACCCAAGCCGGAAGAUUUAGUUCAGCAAGGCAUACUCGAAGCCGACGAGGACCCGACUAAGGAGGAGUGA